Messenger RNA from Adineta steineri, 912 nucleotides. Lineage: Eukaryota; Metazoa; Rotifera; Eurotatoria; Adinetida; Adinetidae. The record is from the annotation of a GenBank genome assembly.
AUGUCUGAAAAAUCUGAAAUAACAAUUGCUAUAUUAAGUCCUGGUGAUAUGGGUCAUGCUAUUGGUCGAGUUCUUCUUUCAUCUGGUGAAAAUAAAAUUCGUAUAAUAACAAAUUUAACAGGACGAAGUAAACGUACACAAAAAUUAUCCCAAUCAGCUGGUAUUAUCGAUGUUAAAACAGAUGAAGAAAUUAUCAAUCAAGCUGAUUUUAUUUUCUCUAUUCUUAUUCCAUCUGAAGUAACAACAGUUGCACAACGUUUUGCUAAUUCUCUUUCAAUAAAUCCGCAUAUUAUUUAUGUUGACAUGAAUGCAAUUGCACCACAAACAGUCCAAUUUAUAUCAUCAUUAUUUCCACAUGGUAAUUUUGUUGAUGGAUGUAUUAUUGGUUUACCACCUGGUUCUUCUGAGCGCAUACCAACAGUCUAUUUAUCUGGUAUAAAUGGGCAAAAAAUAGCUGAUUUAUUUCAAUAUACAGAUUUAAUAAAAACACGUGUUAUGGGAAAUGAAAUCGGUUCGGCAAGUGCAUUUAAAAUGUGUUAUGCAUCAUUGAGUAAAGGUAUAACUGCAAUUGCAAUUCAAGCAUGUGUAACAGCAAAAUCCUAUGAAUUUGACGAAUUAUUUUUAAAUGAAUUAAAAGAAAGUAUGCCAGAUAUUUUUAAAAAAUUAGAUAAAUCAAUUCCACAUAUGGCACCUAAAGCAGGAAGAUGGAUUGCUGAAAUGGAAGAAAUUGCUAAAACAUAUGAAAAUGUUGGUUUAUCCGAAAAAAUUUUUCAAGGAGCUGCUGAAACAUAUCGAUUUGUUGCUGAACAAACACCAUUAGGAAAUGAAAUCAUUGAAGAACGACAAAAAGGACAGACAUUAGAUGAUGCUCUACAAAUUAUGGCUGAAUCACUUAAGAAAAAUAAAAAAUAA